AUCACAACAGUUCCACUACCAUGGAUCACCCAAGUGAAAGACUCAGGUUUCUGAAUAAGGCUUGCAUCAUACAAGAUCCCCAACAAGACUUGAACUCAGAUGGAACAGCAAUAGAUCCCUGGAGGCUUUGCACUGUGGAUCAAGUAGAGGAGCUAAAGGCAAUACUGAGGGUUAUCCCAAUAUGGUUCACAGGUGUGAUAAUGUCUGUGGAUUUCUGUCAAUCUUCUUUUGCAGUCCUCCAAGCAACCACACUGGAUCGCCAUAUCUUCAGUUCCAACUUUGAAAUCCCAGCAGGCUCAGUAGGCUUAUUUGGAGUUGGGUUCUCCUUUAUCUGGAUAGUAUUAUACGACAGACUACUCCUGCCUGUAGCAUCAAGAAUUAGAGGAAACACAGUCCAUUUUGGCACCAAAUCAAGAAUGGGAUUUGGGAUCUUUAUGUCCUUCUGGUAUGCAGUCAUGGUGGGCAAAGUCGAGAGCAUCCGACGAAGCCUUGCAAUCAAACAGGAACACUCAUCAGACAACCUCGGAGAUAGUAAAAUGUCAAUACUAUGGAUAGUACCGCAGUAUGCGCUCAAGGAAUCGCAGUGGGAUCCAAUGCUGUGGCGCAAAACCAGUUCUUCAUUUCUGAAUUUCCCCGAAGCAUGUCGACUAUAGCUUCCAGUCUUUACGCGCUUGGCUAUUCCCUCGCGAGCUUGCUAGCGAGUUUGCUGAUGAGCAGCAUCAGCGAAUUGAGCAGAAGUAGAGGAAAUGGGAGUUGGAUAACAAGCGAUAUAAA
Ipomoea nil (Japanese morning glory) is the source of this 774-nucleotide messenger RNA. Its product is annotated as protein NRT1/ PTR FAMILY 1.2-like. NCBI's taxonomy places the organism in Eukaryota, Viridiplantae, Streptophyta, Magnoliopsida, Solanales, Convolvulaceae. Gene Ontology annotation, cellular component: plasma membrane. Bases 21 to 653 code for a protein of 210 amino acids. The transcript is spliced from 2 exons. Gene Ontology annotation, molecular function: transmembrane transporter activity. The record is from RefSeq and is a predicted model, not a curated record. Gene Ontology annotation, biological process: transmembrane transport.